This is a messenger RNA of Staurois parvus, 274 nucleotides long. Lineage: Eukaryota; Metazoa; Chordata; Amphibia; Anura; Ranidae. The record is from the annotation of a GenBank genome assembly.
AAGCAAGCAUUUAACUGAAUGAAAUCGAUUCAUUCAGGUUUUUUUGUUGUGAUUAGCUGUGAUUGGCCACGGCUAAUCACAUGGCACAGAUUGGCUGUGAUUGGCCCAGCCUGUGCAUGUGAUCACUGUGACCAUUCACUGCUAGACACACUUGUUUACAAUGGAUGGCAUGCAAGGAAGUCAUCCAUUGUAUACAACUGUCAUUCAUGUAAUCACUGAUUGGCCAAUCAGUGAUCACAUGAACAGUAGUAAACAAGAUGUCACUUCUGACAUC